This is a messenger RNA of Alternaria burnsii, 933 nucleotides long. RefSeq lists its product as uncharacterized. Gene Ontology annotation, cellular component: membrane. The coding region runs from base 1 to 933 and encodes 310 amino acids. NCBI's taxonomy places the organism in Eukaryota, Fungi, Ascomycota, Dothideomycetes, Pleosporales, Pleosporaceae. Gene Ontology annotation, molecular function: signaling receptor activity. The transcript has a single exon. The record is from RefSeq and is a predicted model, not a curated record.
AUGGUCAAAGACGCAAAAUCCUCACUAGAAUCUAUCUCAUCGGGUUCCACCGGCCGUCUGAAGCUACAUUGCAAAAAAGAUACCAAGCCAUAUUGGCCUGUGAUAGGAACAAAAGACGAUAUCCCAGGAUGGCUCCAAGAUAAUGACUUCAUCGUCAGCGGACAUCCCAUGCCAACUCAUUCAUACAAGAGGUCCUUUCGUCUCUGGCGUUGCCUUCAUAUGGAAACGAUGAACAUCUGGACUCAUCUUCUGGGUAGUGCUGCAUUUAUUGGGGCUGGCAUUACCUUGCACAGAUCUGCUAUUUCGAGUAGACUCAAUCUCACCACUGGCGACAAGUUUGCCUUUGGCAUCUCUUUAAGCGCGGCAGCUCUGUGCUUUGGGCUCAGUACGACGUUUCACACACUACGGAGUCAUUCUUACAGCAUUCACCAUCGCUGGGGCCGUUUCGACAUCUUCGGCAUAUGUCUCCUCGCUCUGGGUGGGGGGUCAUCGGCCACUUAUUAUGCUGCUCGCUGUGAUCCCGUGGCCCAGCGCGUAUACUGGUGCCUCAAUGGGGGCGCUGCUGUCGCCGCUGCUGUUGUACUGUUCGAUACUGGUGGUGGUGGAAACAAGAUGAGGACGCUUCGUGGUGGUACUUUUAGUGCACUUGCGAUCACAGCCAUGCUUCCAAUUUUCCACGGCAUUGGCAAACUUGGAUGGAGUCGUGCAUGUGAAGAAAUCGGCGCUCAGUGGUUUCUUACUGAAGGAUUGGUGUUAUUGUUUGGAGUUUCUUGCUUCGUUGGAAGACUGCCAGAGCGACUCAGCCCCGGCUCAUUCGAUAUAUGGGGCCACUCUCACCAGAUACAUCAUAUCUGUGCUGUCCUAGGCCAGGCUUUUCACAUAGUCGCUCUUGUAACAGGCUAUCAAUUCCGGAAUGCGCACCCGACUUGUUGA